AUGGGUUUAGAGGCAAAGAUCAAUAAAUCAGCCAAGUCGUUGACUGGCUUCAAUGGAGCAACAACGGUUACCGUAGGCACGAUAGAGCUCGACGUCUACGCCCCACCUGUAAUCAGCUCGCAAACGUUCAUGGUCAUUGAUGAAGUCUCACCCUACAAUGGCAUUCUAGGCAAACCAUGGAUCAACAAGAUCAACGCCAUCGCCUCUGCCACACAUCAGAAGAUUCGCUACCCAAUUCCUUGGGGUGGGAUCGGCCUAAUCAACAGCGAUAGGCAAUGGCGAGGAAAUGCUCAGCUCAAGGGUUGA
This is a messenger RNA of Prunus armeniaca (apricot), 306 nucleotides long. The record is from the annotation of a GenBank genome assembly. Lineage: Eukaryota; Viridiplantae; Streptophyta; Magnoliopsida; Rosales; Rosaceae.